Gigantopelta aegis is the source of this 1801-nucleotide messenger RNA. RefSeq names its product 39S ribosomal protein L16, mitochondrial-like. Lineage: Eukaryota; Metazoa; Mollusca; Gastropoda; Neomphalida; Peltospiridae. The record is from RefSeq and is a predicted model, not a curated record. The transcript is spliced from 4 exons. The coding region runs from base 52 to 819 and encodes 255 amino acids. Gene Ontology annotation, biological process: mitochondrial translation. Gene Ontology annotation, molecular function: rRNA binding; structural constituent of ribosome. Gene Ontology annotation, cellular component: mitochondrial large ribosomal subunit; ribosome.
UAAUAUGACACAGAUAAAUAUAACCUUGUAUUCCUUUUCUUUAAACAUUUCAUGAUGAGGGGCUUAAUUUUAAAAUUACAUUUACCACUUAAAACGCUCACGUGUAUCAACUGUUCCGCUCUGCAGUCAGCAAGAGGAAAUGGCGGAAGAUUUACACAGAUAGCAACACUAAUGAAGUGUGACCCUCCACCAUCAUUUGAUCAUGUUGAAUUUCCAGAAAGACGGAGGUUACGAUUCAUGGAAAAAGUGCCUCAGUUAGCAGCGAAUGUCAGACCGCCGAAGAUGAUGAAGGAUUUAUUUUUAAUGCGAGGACCGGAACUGAUCCACAACAAAUUACAAUAUGGAGAUUUUGGCAUUCAGGCUAUUACUGGUGGCAGAUUAAGGUGGGGACAUUUUGAAAUGAUCCGACUGACAAUCAACCGCAAGCUGGAUGAAAAUCGGAUGUUUGCCAUCUGGCGAGUGGAUCCUCCGUGGCAGUCGGUCACAAAGAAAGGUCAAGGACACCGAAUGGGUAGCGGGAAAGGUUCCAUCAACCAUUACGUUACCCCGCUGAGAGCAGACCGCAUAAUCGUCGAGAUUGGCGGCAAGUGUGAAUUUCGGGAAGUGAAAAAGACUUUGACACAGAUUGCAAAAAUCUUGCCAUUUAAGGCACGUGUGGUUGACAGAGAAAUUCUGGAACAAGAUGCAAAAAAUGAAAGGUUCAUUGAAGAAAAUAACAUCAAUCCGUUCACUUUUAAACACUGCGCUAAAAACAACAUGCUUGGAUGCAAGUCUUGGCUCAGUCCAUACGAUUACAUGUGGCAUGGGAAAUACAAAUAGAAAUAUCUGUGUAUUUUUUUUGGUGUAUUUAAAGGUGCAUGACCUGUUGAUUAACACUGUAUAAUACUUCCAGCUAAUUAUGACUUACGGACCUUACUAAAAUUAUAAAACCAAAUCUUUCCUUGAAUGUUUAAAAUUUUUAGCAUUUUCAGGUCUCUCCAUCAAAGGUGAGCAGUGGUUGGAACUCACCUCGUACUCACCCAAAGAUAAAGUUAAAGUUUGUUUUGUUUAACGACACCACUAAAGCACAUUGAUUUAUUAAUUAUUGGCUAUUGGAUGUCAAAACAUUUGCACCCAAAGAUGGAAAGUGGUAGACGUUUCGGCACUAGACUUGUAUCAUUUCAAUUUUAUUAAUUCUUAUGAUGCUUAUUAUUUGGCUGUAUGGAACUGCUUUACAUAUUUGAAAUUUUUUACUGGGAAUUAUUAUCAGGACACAAUUGAUUACUCAUGCUUUUUUACAAAUGGAGACACCUGCAUAUUCAAGUAGUUUUUUUUUAAUUUGUUUUGUUUUAAGGAAACCUAGUUUUUUUUCUCAAGCUCUGAUUUAUAACCAUAAAAUACAUUUUUAUUUCGAUGCAUUGAUUUCUGCUACAUAUAAUUUGUUGCUAAGAUGUGUUCAAGAGAUAAUACAUGUAUAAUAUGAUGAGUUAAUUACUCCAUAUUCGUACUCCAACUUAAAUAAUUUUGGGGGUGCAUGUACCUUUCAGUUUAAUAACAUAGAAUACAAAAUCCAGAUGAUGGUGCAUUCUGUGACUUUUGUCUACAAUUCUUUCGACUCCUUGUGUUGCAGUGGUCUUGGCAAGCUUAUUUAAUAAAAUGUUAGGGAUUUUUUAUAUUAAUUUAAAAAAGAAAAGAAAGUUGAUUAACCCCAGAAACAAAUAUGGUAUUUACUAACAAGUUUAGUUUUGUGAAUACAUUUGAAAGUAUGAUACAUCCUUGCAAGUACAGUGUGUGUUUAAUAAAUAAAACCCUUCAAUCUGUA